Messenger RNA from Glarea lozoyensis ATCC 20868, 213 nucleotides. RefSeq lists its product as uncharacterized. The transcript has a single exon. The record is from RefSeq and is a predicted model, not a curated record. NCBI's taxonomy places the organism in Eukaryota, Fungi, Ascomycota, Leotiomycetes, Helotiales, Helotiaceae. The coding region runs from base 1 to 213 and encodes 70 amino acids.
AUGGCGAAAAACUCCGAGGAAAACGCUAGCCAACAAAAUGGGGAGGAGACCAUCGAGAAAUUGGGCAGAAAGACACCCGAAUCCUCCCUCAAGAAAGAGCCAAAACAGAAGAAUCCCAAGUAUGACUAUUCGGUCAACGCCAAAUCACCAUUCCCAGGCUCCAACUGUCGGCGGAGUCGAAGGCGUAUUCCGCUGACUGGAAGACAAACAUGA